AUGUCCCUAGACGAUCAGCAAACUAUGCGUCAUCACUGUGGUCAUUUGAUCAUAGUCAAUCACUGUCUACUGAAUAUGGCCGUCUUUGAAAAUGCUAAAAAAAAUGGCCCUGGGAAUAUUGAAAAUCUGGUUCAAAAACUCACAAGGCUCAACUCAACUCACGAUGAAGCACACACCAAUUACAUUGCAUCUCUCUGUGAAAACACAAAGCCCGGUGAUCGGUAUAUAUCCAAGAUUCUAUUAGCUUCCGGGCUCCUACUAAGAGACCUCAGGUCAAACCUCACCACCUUCCAGUUCCACUCUUCGGGCCACCCGAUAAACCCUGAGCUAUUUCUGGUAUUGGAACAAACCAAAUUCAGCAACACACCCGAAAAGAUCAUCAAAAAGGAAAAAUUCCACAGGAAGCUUAUUUUCGACGCUUUUAAUGAGAUUCUUGCAGGAAAGUUAGCUUUAGCGGUUCCUUUUCAGAAGUCUUUUAAGCUCGUGAAGAAGACGCUGAAUGGACAAAAGCUUUUGAGGGAUUUAUGUUUAGAGAUAGAACAGUUACAAGCGAAAAAGAAUAAGGAAAACAUCAGUUUAGAGGAGGAAGACGACGGGUUGAAAAGUGUUUUAUGGGAGGAAGUAUUGAAUCGCGCAGAAAGCUGGACCGAUUAUGAUGGUGAGUUGUCGGUUCUUGCAUUGGAGGUUGAAAGAUUAAUUUUUAAAGAUUUGGUUAAUGAAGUUUUUUUGGGUGAGGCUGCUGAUGGUAGGCGAAUUAAGCCCGGAAGACGUUGCAGACGGUUGUUUUCAAAGUAGUGUUUUUUUGUUGUUUACACUGUUGUUGACAUUCGGUUUUCUUUUCGGGUUCUGUUUC
Messenger RNA from Helianthus annuus (common sunflower), 853 nucleotides. Its product is annotated as protein LONGIFOLIA 1-like. Bases 1 to 795 code for a protein of 264 amino acids. Lineage: Eukaryota; Viridiplantae; Streptophyta; Magnoliopsida; Asterales; Asteraceae. The transcript is spliced from 2 exons. Gene Ontology annotation, biological process: regulation of monopolar cell growth. The record is from RefSeq and is a predicted model, not a curated record.